GAGCCGGUGUCAUGGCGUCUAUGUGAGAGUAGGAGAGAAAACAAGCUCUAAGAAAAGACCCUUUCUGGUUGGAGGUGUUCUACUGCACACAAUGGAUGAAGAGAGUCUGGCAGCCGCUGUACAGACCUACAAAGCUCAGCUGGAGCAGGUCAGACAGACCCUGAACGCCGAUGUGGACCCCUCGCAGAAAGCCGAUCUCCUCCAGCUUCAGGAGGACUUGCAGCAGCUGAUAGAACUAACCGAGUCUAGCUUGCUAUCGGUACAGAAGUCAAACUUACUGUCCUCCCUCGAUGGUCCUUCCUCCUCCUCACAGCAGGAGGAUGAGUAUGAGUCUUUCAGGAGGGCCAUAGGAGAACUGAGUAAUGGUUGUGAGGCCACAGGGACCGUGGAUAGUAAAUCCAGUAGUUCAGUAGACUCCAGUGAGGAAGAGGUUGUGGAAGAAUACGAAGAGGAGAAUGAGACUAGCGGGAUGAAGGUCAGAGCCCCUUACUAUAGCACAUGGGGGACAUUGGAGUAUCAUAACGCCAUGAUUGUGGGCUCAGAACAAAUGGAGGAUGGAAGCCCCGGGGUUCGGGUUCUCUAUCUGUACCCCACGCACAAGGCCAUGAAACCAUGCCCCUACUUUCUAGAUGGAAAGUGUCUCUUUAAUGAAAGCUGCAGAUUCUCACACGGACAAGUGGUGCAAGUAAGCGAGCUCCGGGUCUUUGAGGAGCCAGACCUCGUCUCUCUCGGCCUUGACAAAGCCUGCUUGGCCCGGCACAGUGACGGCAUGUGGUACCCUGGACGGAUUAUAGACAUUGACAACUCAUUCUACACUGUAAAAUUUGAUUCUCUGCUGCUAAAGGAAGCUGUGCUUGAAGCAGAUGCCAUCAUCCCACCGCUACGGGAAAGUGAGGACUCUUUGUCUGAUGAGGAUAGUGAGGACGGAGCAGAGGAUUCUGGGUUUGCCCAAGUAUUGCUGGACAGCGAAGUGGGUACAACUGGUCCCUGCAGUUCUGAAUUUGCUGGUUGGGAGGCUCACACACGUGGGAUUGGAUCAAAGCUUAUGGCUCGUAUGGGAUAUGAGCUUGGGAAAGGACUUGGAAGGAACUUGGAGGGGCGAAUUGAGCCCGUUCUAGCUGUGGUCUUGCCGAAAGGGAAAUCAUUAGACCAGUGCUUAGAGAUGAAACAAAGGAAGCCAAAAGGAGGAGGGGUCCAACCCAAAACCAGGAAAAAGCGAGCGCCCAAGCUGGCAGCGGCGGGUCAUGGGAAAAACCCCCGUCGCAAUGUGUUCGACUUUCUGAAUGAUAAGCUGGAGGGCAAAAGUGACAAGGUGCAACCCACAGACACAAGAACCAAUCUAGAAAGGAAAGGCAAGGAAGUAUAUAACGCCAGCCAAAGUAGCAAGAGGGCACUGAAUAUUGAAGUGGCCAAGACUACGGAGAGGGUCCUGCAGAAGCAGAGGGAGAUCGGGCAGAUCACAGAAGCGCUGGCGCGGAAUGUGGGGAGGGAUAGUGUGAUCAGCGUGCAGCUGGAAAAACGCCUCUCAGAUGCUCGAUCUCAACUUGUAGUUCUGCAGAAGGAAGAGCGAAGUUUGCAGAGGGAGCAGAAGAAGGCAGACACACACAAAAAAAUGACCGAAUUCUGAAAUUGCCCAGUAUAUUUCCCUGUACAGAUCCAUGCUUUAUACCCCCUUAAUCAUGCUGUUCAUUGCCCCAUUCUGUAACAUUUGUUUCUGAAACUGAGAAUAAACCAUUUUUUAUAUACUCCCAGCUUUGGAGCGUCUCCUG
Messenger RNA from Nanorana parkeri, 1769 nucleotides. RefSeq names its product zinc finger CCCH-type and G-patch domain containing (gene ZGPAT). Gene Ontology annotation, cellular component: nucleus. The transcript is spliced from 7 exons. NCBI's taxonomy places the organism in Eukaryota, Metazoa, Chordata, Amphibia, Anura, Dicroglossidae. The record is from RefSeq and is a predicted model, not a curated record. Gene Ontology annotation, biological process: regulation of transcription by RNA polymerase II; negative regulation of DNA-templated transcription. The coding region runs from base 92 to 1627 and encodes 511 amino acids. Gene Ontology annotation, molecular function: metal ion binding; RNA polymerase II cis-regulatory region sequence-specific DNA binding; DNA-binding transcription factor activity, RNA polymerase II-specific.